AUGGCUAUCCCACGCCUUUGUGACGAUAUUCUAUUCAGAAUUAUAGAGUUCUCCGACAUGGACACAGUGUCGUCCCUGAAGAAGGUACCUGGAUUUAGACACCUUAUUCAAACUUUUGAAACAUCCAUCGUAAAAAACAUCCACCGCAUGUCUACGAUGGCCGCCCUUAGCGAAGAACGCUUCCCUUUCGUCCUGAAAUACGACCUCACCGCCCUCAAGAAGGCCUCUGCCGAUCAAAUAAAGGCGGCCAAAAAGUCAGGGAGACAAGACUACCCACAAGCGAAGCCGACACUAGCCGGCAUGAACACCUUUGUAGCUGUUGAGGAGCUUCAGAGGCGCGAACAUGAUGUCGAGGUGUUGCUCAGAGCUCCCUCCCUCCUCAUCAAAACUUCCCUUGAUGGAAUACCCCAUAGUUGGCCAGCCUUGCCAAACACAAACUCACGGAGUCUUCUUCAGGCUCUUCUCAAGAGGGCCAUGACCCGCUGUGACGUCCUGGUCGACAUCGAGGGGCGGGCUAUGUCUGAAGUGGACGAGACAUCGUUCUGGUAUAUCGGCAUCCCAGAGGGGCCCCAGAUGAUGCGCUGGCUCACGUCCUGCUACACGCUCAAGUAUCAGGAGGAGUACCUUCGGAGUUUGCCCCUCGACUCGCUCAUCGAGCUCUACUUCCUCGGCACAUACCUCGCCGAGUGCCGCCAUAAGAAGACAUGCAAGCCCACCAUGGAUCUCAACUACUUCAAGGAAGAGCACGUCUUCCAGGAGGCGGUGCUCCGCCACGGCAGCUGGGCCAUGUUCAAUGAGUUCCGCGGCAGUGGCGGCCGGGCGAAGCACGACCGGGAGAUUCGCGACCAGAUCCGUGAGGGCAUGGCCCUCCGCCCCAACGAGGAUCCAACCCGGGCCGAGGUGUGGCACCUCGACGGGCUCAGGACGGCCCUGCACCACAUGCUGCUCGGCCGCCUGGGGGGCGAGCACAUCCGGGAGAUCGGGUGGCUCCGCGCCGAAGUCUACAAGCUAGUCGGGGCCAUGAUCGAGGCUCCUGAGGCGUUCGAGAACCCUCCUUCUUUGGAGGGACGCCCCGAUGAUACUCAGGGUGUUAACUCUGAGUGGUUCUAA
Clonostachys byssicola is the source of this 1110-nucleotide messenger RNA. NCBI's taxonomy places the organism in Eukaryota, Fungi, Ascomycota, Sordariomycetes, Hypocreales, Bionectriaceae. The record is from the annotation of a GenBank genome assembly.